AUGCUACUCGAAUCCGUCUACGAGGCUUUGCAAAGCGCGGGCAUAACCGUGGAAGAGGUUAUAGGCGCCGAGAUAACCGUCUUUGUCGGUGAAUUUCUUAAAGACUACAUGGACAGUCUGAUGCGUGAUCCUGACACGUUCCCGCCCUUUGACCCGCAAGAAACCGACCAUGAUGUACAACCAAAUCUCGCACUUUUAGGACCUCCGCGGCCCCAGCAUGACGGUGGAUACGGCUUGAGUUGUUCCAUAGGACUGGCGACGCCGCACCAGGCGUGCCAAAGCUUAAGAGCGGGAGAAGACGAGAUAGCCAUCGUCAGCUAUACAAAUUUCAUGAUUAAUCCCGACAUCUUCGUGCUCAUGUCAAGCCUGGGAUUCCUAAGCGUAGACAGCAGAUCGUACGCGUUUCACAACCGCGCUUCGGGAUACGGUCGCGGCGAGGGUAUAGGCACCAUUAUUGUUAAGCUUUUACGGAAGCCCUUAGAGACGGUGACUUAA
Messenger RNA from Diplodia corticola, 495 nucleotides. Its product is annotated as polyketide synthase. Gene Ontology annotation, biological process: secondary metabolite biosynthetic process; fatty acid biosynthetic process. The transcript has 3 exons. Gene Ontology annotation, molecular function: fatty acid synthase activity. The record is from RefSeq and is a predicted model, not a curated record. Bases 1 to 495 code for a protein of 164 amino acids. Lineage: Eukaryota; Fungi; Ascomycota; Dothideomycetes; Botryosphaeriales; Botryosphaeriaceae.